GUAUGAGGUCCGGAAACAUCAGGAGUCCCCAGCUAGUGACAUGGGCGAUAUGGAUCAAUUCAUAAACAACUUGAAGGCCCAGCUUAAUUCAGAAAGUGGCUCGAUGCAUGUAUUCAAACAGGUCACUGGCUCUGUUCAAAUCAGAGAUCCCCCAAAGACAGCAGGCAGAAGUAAUAUGACAUCUCUACCAUUUCUGGAUGCCAACCCCAUGGAGAACCCAGCACUGUUUAAUGACAUCAAGAUCGAGCCCCCAGAAGAACUUCUGGCCAAUGAUUUCAGCCUGCCCCAGGUGGAACCAGUCGACCUCUCCCUUCACAAGCCCAAGGCUCCUCUCCAGCCUGCCAGCAUGCUGCAAGCGCCAGUCCGUCCUCCCAAGCCACAGCCUGCUCCCCAGACUCCUGUAGUGUCCCCUUCGACAUCUGAUGCAGGCACUUUAGCAAACAUCCCUACCGUUCUGACUCCAGGCUCUAUUCUGGCCUCCUCUCAGGGCACUGGUGGCCAGCAGAUCUUCCAUGUGAUUCACACCAUCCCCUCAGUCGGUCUGCCAAAUAAAAUGAGUGCCCUGAAGACCAUCCCAGUAGUGGUACAACCGCUGCCCAUGGUGUAUACUGCUUUGCCUGCAGAUGGGAACCCUGCAGCCAUUACAGUCCCACUCAUUGGAGGAGAUGGCAAAAAUGCCGGAUCAGUGAAAGUUGACCCCAUGUCCAUGUCUCCACUGGAAGUCCCAAGUGACAGUGAGGAAAGUGCAAAUGAGAGUGGAUCCUUGGCCUUACAGGGACUACAGCAAGAACCAGCAGCAAUGACUCAAAUGCAGGCAGAAGAGUCCCUUGACUUGAAAAGAAGACGGAUUCACCAAUGUGACUUUGCAGGAUGCAGCAAAGUAUACACCAAAAGCUCUCACCUGAAGGCCCACCGCAGAAUCCAUACAGGAGAGAAGCCUUAUAAAUGCACCUGGGAUGGCUGCUCCUGGAAAUUUGCUCGCUCAGAUGAGCUCACUCGCCAUUUCCGCAAGCACACAGGCAUCAAGCCCUUCCGGUGCACAGACUGCAACCGGAGCUUUUCUCGCUCUGACCACCUGUCCCUGCACCGCAGGCGCCAUGACACCAUAAGCACAAAGGCAAUUUCCCAGAGCCCUUCAGACACUGCUCAGUUCAACUUCACCAGUUACAUUUCUCUCUCCCCACUUACUGUACCCUGAACAGUAUAGGUAGGAGGGAAGUGAGGUGGGAUGUUUGGGGUGGGAGCGGGGUGGAAGAGGAUGCAAUUUAUACCAGUGGCAGGAUAUUUCUUUGAUUCUCACUCUGGUUUCACCUUCCAUUUCCUUUUCUGAUGGUGGAUUGAGGGCUGAGGGAGAGAUAUUCUUUUGUUAACUGUUAAACUCUCUUUCGCUUCCAGUAGAUGUUUCCCAGGGUCAGUAGUUGUGUUGGACAUUACUUUUUAAGUAUAUUGUAUGCAGUGCUGUUUUUAUUGUAUUUCUGAAUGAAAAGAGGAAGAGAAUCCCUAGUAUUGUCCAUCCCUGGUUUUUGGCAGGAGGUCACAGGGGCAGAGCAGUCCCAGAAACUUUUUUGUGUAUGUAUGUUGGGGAAAGGAGCUCGAAGUGAAGGGACUGACUGCAUUUUUUUGUCAAUGUUAGUUUGUUUAAAGAAAUUACAGAACAGUAUAUAAGCUUUAGUCUCUAUAACUCUUAUGUUUGUGCCUCGUUAUUUCAGUGCUUUAGAGCAGCACCCCAUUUUCCUCUAUGUUAUACUAGUUCUUGCUCCAGAGAUAUGGCUUUGAGGCUAGGAUCAUGAACAAUCUCUUAUAUACGAGCCUGUUGUGCACCUGGAAAUACUCAAGGAUUUCCUCAGCUAGCAUGGCCACUUUAGAGGUUACUCUGUUCUAACCUAAAGAGACUCUCCCUCUGUGGCAUCCGGGCAGAGUGUGUGCUUGGGUACUAAGCAAUCUUGUUAUGUUUGAUUAUUGUACUUUUUUAUUAAUAAAAUAUUUUAA
This is a messenger RNA of Eptesicus fuscus (big brown bat), 1989 nucleotides long. RefSeq names its product KLF transcription factor 8 (gene KLF8). Gene Ontology annotation, biological process: regulation of transcription by RNA polymerase II. Gene Ontology annotation, molecular function: RNA polymerase II cis-regulatory region sequence-specific DNA binding; DNA-binding transcription factor activity, RNA polymerase II-specific. The coding region runs from base 41 to 1198 and encodes 385 amino acids. The transcript has 7 exons. NCBI's taxonomy places the organism in Eukaryota, Metazoa, Chordata, Mammalia, Chiroptera, Vespertilionidae. The record is from RefSeq and is a predicted model, not a curated record.